Gamsiella multidivaricata is the source of this 409-nucleotide messenger RNA. Its product is annotated as ribosomal L27e protein family-domain-containing protein. Gene Ontology annotation, biological process: translation. Gene Ontology annotation, cellular component: ribosome; cytosolic large ribosomal subunit. Bases 1 to 333 code for a protein of 110 amino acids. The record is from RefSeq and is a predicted model, not a curated record. The transcript is spliced from 4 exons. Lineage: Eukaryota; Fungi; Mortierellomycota; Mortierellomycetes; Mortierellales; Mortierellaceae. Gene Ontology annotation, molecular function: structural constituent of ribosome.
AUGACCUGCGUUCUUGGUACCAAGGAGCGCGGCUACGGUCACGCCAUUGUUGCCGGUGUCGAGCGUUAUCCCCUCAAGAUCACCAAGAACAUGGGCAAGAAGCGCGUUGCCAAGCGCUCCAAGGUUAAGCCUUUCAUCAAGGUCAUCAACUACAACCACGUCAUGCCCACCCGCUAUGGUUUGGAGUUGGAGACUUUGAAGUCUGCUGUCACCCUUGACUCCUUCAAGGAGCCUUCCCAACGUGAGGAGGCCAAGAAGGCCAUCAAGAAGCUCUUCGAGGAGAGAUAUAACAGCGGCAAGAACAAGUGGUUCUUCACCAAGCUCCGCUUCUAAACGAUCCCAUGUUUAACGUGUCCCCGCAAUAAAUCAGCUCCAGCAUCUUUUGGAUCGCGUACACGAAAUUCGCAGC